UUAGCAUGCAUAUUGUAUACUUAUAAUCUUUAUUCAAUGUUUAAAAGGUGCACAUUGGUUAAUAUAGUUUGAAAGAGACUUCAAAUCAUAUUUUCAGUGAUAGUUUUGAUGAAACAUAUAGUUGACCUAAGGCUAUUAAUCGAUGGUGCGCAACUUCCUUAUUGAGUGAAUAAAAAGUAAAUGGGAUUCCCCAUAAGCUAGUUCGUUGGUUUUAUUUCUCUUUGGUAAAUUUAAUGAAAAGAUAGUUUUUGUUUGGGGUGUAUUUACGAGAGGCGAAAGUGAACUUUUGGACAUAACUGCACUUGUCAGGACUAGACGUUGCGUGGGAAUGUGCACCGGAAUUUAGAUUCCUCGUACAUUUCUAUAUUAAUUCCACGCAUGAAGAGAUAGCUUUUGAGAAAGACAAUGGCAAGUGCUGAGCCCGCGGAGAACACUCCGAAUCCGGAGGAGACGAUGGAACACAUACCGGAAGUCGACGUAGGAGCAGAUGGAACAGCCGAGCAGAACAUCCGUAAUAGCGGAGACGGUGGAUCGAGCGGGCCUACGCACUUAGAUAAAGGGAAUGAAAGCAGUGAUCAGCAUACAGACAAAGAGAAGAUCAUCAAAGCUCUUGGCGAGCUUAUGAAUAACAUCAGAAUGGUUGAAGACAUCCCGGAAUGUCUACACGGCGAGCCAUUAACGUGCUUAAAGGAGGAGACUAAGCAGACGAUGAUGUAUUUCCUGGAUCCCGAAAGUGACGUCAUGACGGGCGAAGGGAAGUGCAAAGACUACCGCGGCGUGGCCGAAUGGGCCAAUCUUGACACUGCAUUCUGCAAGUACAUCACCGACAUCGGGCUCAAGAACAAAAUCAACGACGUGCUCAGCAUGUGGAUCAAGGGCUCCGACGAGCGCCGCAUUCCCGAUCCCACCAUCGGCAAUCUCCGGAAGUGUCUGAUUGAAAUAGACCGCCCGGACGCGCUGAGUACUCUAGCUCCUAAAAUAGCGAUGGACGCGAUAGCGUGGCAGAAGACGCGUCUAGAGGCGCAUACGAAUGAAUCUCAAAAACAGGACACUUCCUGGCAGCUCACACGACAUGAUGUGUUGUACGGUAAGAUGACGUACUACACGGCCUGCCUGAUGUUCGCGGACGAGGACUACCGCAUGGCGCAGAUCAUCCUCAACCUCUACAAGAAGGUCAAGCAGGACUCGCUCUUCUUCGUGCCGCAGUUCGACCUCAAGUUCGGCAAGUACGAGAAGGACACCACGGCCAGGAUCAUCUGUGAAAGAUGCGACCACAAGGUGAUCUUCCUGCUCUCCCAGUACUUCCUGGCCUCCAAACUCUGCGAGUUUACCACAAAUUAUGCCGCCCAAAACGGCACCAACAACGGGAACAUCAUUCCAUUUCAUCUAACACGUGACGUGGAUCACGUGCCGAACGUUUUGCGAGGGAUCGUCGGCAUCCGGUGGUUCCGUCAAAUCACGAGGUCGCAUUCCUGGGAGAUGUUGACGGAGGGUCUCUUCAACACCGCAAACGCGGACGAGAUAUCUAGAUCCCGUCUUGAAGACUUAAAACGGGAGGUGAAGAAAGUGGUGGACGAUAAGCGCGACUACUUCCUGUCUGAUCCCCCGUACGACUUGGACACUCCGGCUGCCGGCGAGCCAAUACAGUUUGAUGAGCCGGAAGGAGUUAGCGGGGAUGCAAGCAUGCUGUCAGAUAGUCUGAUGGCGUGUGCAUCUGAAAAAAAGACUAAAGCAAAGUUUAAGAUGCUGCAGACUGUCAGAAAGAUUAUUGUAGAGAAGGUACUGCGACUGAAUGUUAAGGAACCAAAAAAGAUGUCGUCUUCCACGCUAAACGAUAAACACACGAGCUCUUCGACGUCUAAUUUCUCUACCCCUAGCGGUCGUAAACCAUCUGAUCAACCAGCUUCAAGCGCGUCUAAAAGUCAGUGUGAUAAAACAACAAAUGGAACCACAAAGACCGAGCAAAGCCGGUUUAAUAUGGCAUCAAUAUUAAAUAAUAAAGCAAGUGAAACGUCCAACUGUUUGGAAAUGACUCAACUUGUGGCAAUAGGUUCAGAGUGUAAAGCUAACGGAGAGGAACAUGUUGAGACAGAUAGGUUGCUUGCACCAGACGAGCGUGACGAAGGUUUGCUGAGCAAUGACAAAAAAGCCACCGUAUGUGAACAGCAAGAAAACAGCGAGAGUAUGUCAACGAUAUUCCAUUCAGCGAAGUCGAAACUCGAUGCUGGGGUUUUGGAGGGAAAUGCAUAUACUGACGUUGAUGACACGGUUGAUAAAAUGGGAAAUGACGCUGGAAAUAUGUCUUGCACAACUGAAACAGACAAUAAGGUGAAGGGCAAGCAAACAGCACAACACUCAUACGUGGUUUAGACUGGGAAGCAGGAGUAUUUGAAUGUACCUGUGAAAUGAUAAGGUAUCAGUGAUCGUUAAUAGUUCCUCAAAUCUCUUAUUAAUACUGGUCAUUUAUUGUUAAAAUGUUCAAUAGAUGAAUAGAUAGAUUAGUUAAUUAAUAGAUCUCUGUUCUGCUAGAAAAGUUAUUUUAUGGCAUCUGUUUAUAUAGUAAAGUUUAACGUGAUCCUAAAUUGUGUCUGGAAUCUCUAUUCAAUACUCUCCCUUUGUUGUUGAAAUGUUCACCUAUUCAUUUUUACAAGCAUCUAUCAAUAAACUGAUAGUUUAUAGA
This is a messenger RNA of Dreissena polymorpha, 2680 nucleotides long. RefSeq lists its product as uncharacterized. The record is from RefSeq and is a predicted model, not a curated record. Lineage: Eukaryota; Metazoa; Mollusca; Bivalvia; Myida; Dreissenidae. The transcript is spliced from 6 exons. The coding region runs from base 406 to 2370 and encodes 654 amino acids.